GAGGCUAUAAGAAUAGAAGAGGGAGGAAGGGAGAGGAGGGGGAAAAAGGGGGGACCCCCCAGUUGGGGGGCGGCGAGAAGUAGCAGCGUCCAUCAGCUCACACCAUGCUGACCCCGCUGCCUCUGCUCCUGCUGCCCCUGCUCUGGGCUCUGGUGGCGGCUGCAAUCGAAGCCCCUAAGACAUGUAGCCCCAAGCAGUUUGCCUGCAGAGACCAGAUCACCUGUAUCUCCAAGGGCUGGCGUUGUGACGGGGAGCGGGACUGCCCCGAUGGCUCAGAUGAGGCACCUGAGAUCUGUCCACAGAGCAAGGCUCAGCGAUGUCAGCCCAAUGAACACAACUGCCUGGGCACUGAGCUGUGUAUCCCCAUGUCCCACCUCUGCAAUGGAGUCCAGGACUGCAUGGAUGGUUCAGAUGAGGGGUCCCACUGCCGAGAGUUCCGAAGCAACUGUUCUCAGCUGGGCUGCCAGCACCACUGUGUCCCCACGCUCAGUGGGCCCACCUGCUACUGCAACAACACUUUUCAGCUGCAAGCAGAUGGCAAGACCUGCAAAGACUUUGAUGAGUGUUCCGUGUAUGGUACCUGCAGCCAGCUCUGCACCAACACAGAUGGCUCCUUCCAGUGUGGUUGUGUGGAAGGCUACUUGCUACAGCCAGACAACCGCUCCUGCAAGGCCAAGAAUGAGCCAGUCGACCGGCCCCCUGUGUUGCUAAUUGCCAACUCUCAGAACAUUCUGGCUACCUACCUGAGUGGAGCCCAAGUGUCUACCAUCACACCGACGAGCACGCGACAGACCACAGCCAUGGACUUCAGCUAUGCCAAUGAGACCGUUUGCUGGGUACAUGUGGGAGACAGUGCAGCCCAGACACAGCUCAAGUGUGCCCGCAUGCCGGGCCUGAAAGGCUUUGUGGAUGAGCACACCAUCAACAUCUCCCUCAGCCUGCACCACGUGGAGCAGAUGGCCAUCGACUGGCUGACAGGCAACUUCUACUUUGUGGAUGAUAUUGACGAUAGGAUCUUUGUCUGCAACCGAAAUGGGGACACAUGUGUCACUUUGCUAGACCGGGAGCUCUACAACCCAAAGGGCAUUGCACUGGACCCUGCCAUGGGGAAAGUGUUUUUCACUGACUACGGGCAGAUCCCCAAGGUGGAACGCUGCGACAUGGAUGGGCAGAAUCGGACUAAAUUGGUUGACAGCAAGAUUGUUUUCCCUCACGGCAUCACACUGGACCUGGUCAGCCGCCUUGUCUACUGGGCAGAUGCUUAUCUGGACUACAUCGAGGUGGUAGACUACGAGGGCAAGGGCCGGCAAACCAUCAUUCAAGGCAUCCUGAUCGAACAUCUGUAUGGCCUGACAGUAUUUGAGAACUAUCUGUAUGCCACCAACUCAGACAAUGCCAAUGCUCAGCAAAAGACAAGUGUGAUCCGUGUGAACCGCUUCAACAGCACAGACUACCAGGUGGUCACUCGUGUGGACAAGGGUGGUGCCCUCCACAUCUAUCACCAGAGAAGGCAGCCCCGAGUGCGGAGCCAUGCUUGUGAGAAUGACCAGUAUGGAAAGCCAGGCGGCUGCUCUGACAUCUGCCUGUUGGCCAACAGCCACAAGGCGCGGACCUGCCGCUGCCGCUCUGGCUUCAGCCUGGGUAGUGAUGGGAAAUCGUGCAAAAAACCAGAACAUGAGCUAUUCCUUGUAUACGGCAAAGGCCGGCCAGGCAUCAUCCGGGGCAUGGACAUGGGAGCCAAGGUCCCAGAUGAACACAUGAUCCCCAUCGAGAACCUCAUGAACCCCCGGGCUCUGGACUUCCAUGCUGAGACCGGCUUCAUCUAUUUUGCUGACACUACCAGCUACCUCAUUGGUCGCCAGAAGAUUGAUGGCACUGAGAGGGAGACCAUCCUGAAGGACGGUAUCCACAAUGUGGAGGGUGUGGCCGUGGACUGGAUGGGAGAUAAUUUGUACUGGACAGAUGAUGGCCCCAAGAAGACUAUCAGUGUGGCCAGACUGGAGAAAGCCGCACAGACCCGCAAGACCUUGAUUGAGGGCAAAAUGACACAUCCUCGGGCCAUUGUGGUUGACCCCCUCAAUGGGUGGAUGUACUGGACAGACUGGGAGGAGGACCCAAAGGACAGUCGACGAGGGCGGCUAGAGAGGGCCUGGAUGGACGGCUCACACCGAGAUGUCUUUGUGACCUCCAAGACAGUGCUUUGGCCCAACGGACUAAGUCUGGACAUCCCAGCUGGACGCCUCUACUGGGUGGAUGCCUUCUAUGACAGAAUUGAGACCAUAAUGCUCAACGGAACAGACCGGAAGAUCGUAUAUGAGGGGCCUGAGCUGAACCACGCCUUUGGUCUCUGUCACCAUGGCAAUUACCUCUUCUGGACCGAGUACCGGAGUGGCAGUGUCUACCGCUUAGAGCGGGGCGUAGACGGUGCACCCCCAACUGUGACUCUUCUGCGCAGCGAGCGGCCCCCCAUCUUUGAGAUUCGCAUGUAUGAUGCCCAGCAGCAGCAAGUGGGGACCAACAAAUGUCGGGUGAACAAUGGCGGCUGCAGCAGCCUAUGUUUGGCUACCCCUGGGAGCCGCCAGUGUGCCUGCGCUGAGGACCAGGUGUUGGAUGCAGAUGGAGUCACUUGUUUAGCGAACCCAUCCUACGUACCCCCACCCCAGUGCCAGCCAGGCGAGUUUGCCUGUGCCAACAGCCGCUGCAUCCAAGAACGCUGGAAGUGUGAUGGAGACAAUGACUGCCUGGACAACAGCGACGAGGCUCCUGCGCUUUGCCAUCAGCACACUUGCCCCUCUGACCGCUUCAAGUGUGAGAACAACCGGUGCAUCCCCAACCGCUGGCUCUGUGACGGGGACAAUGACUGUGGGAACAGCGAGGAUGAGUCCAACACCACUUGUUCCGCUCGUACCUGCCCACCCAACCAGUUCUCCUGCGCCAGUGGCCGCUGCAUCCCCAUCUCCUGGACAUGUGACCUGGACGACGACUGUGGGGACCGCUCCGAUGAGUCAGCUUCAUGCGCAUAUCCCACCUGCUUCCCCCUGACUCAGUUUACCUGCAACAAUGGCAGAUGUAUCAACAUCAAUUGGAGAUGUGACAAUGAUAAUGACUGUGGGGACAACAGCGAUGAGGCGGGCUGCAGUCACUCCUGCUCCAGCACCCAGUUCAAGUGUAACAGCGGCCGCUGCAUCCCCGAGCACUGGACCUGUGAUGGGGACAACGACUGCGGAGACUACAGUGAUGAGACACACGCUAACUGUACAAACCAGGCCACAAGGCCUCCAGGUGGCUGCCACACAGAUGAGUUUCAGUGCCGGCUGGAUGGGCUUUGUAUCCCCCUGCGGUGGCGCUGUGAUGGGGACACUGACUGCAUGGACUCCAGUGAUGAGAAGAGCUGUGAGGGAGUGACCCAUGUCUGCGACCCCAAUGUCAAGUUUGGGUGCAAGGACUCUGCUCGAUGCAUCAGCAAAGCCUGGGUGUGUGACGGGGACAGCGAUUGUGAAGAUAACUCGGACGAAGAGAACUGCGAGUCCCUGGCGUGUAGGCCACCCUCGCACCCGUGUGCCAACAACACUUCUGUUUGCCUGCCUCCUGACAAGCUGUGUGAUGGCAACGACGACUGUGGAGAUGGCUCGGAUGAGGGAGACCUGUGUGAUGAGUGCUCUCUGAAUAACGGCGGCUGUAGCCACAACUGCUCGGUGGCACCUGGUGAGGGCAUAGUGUGCUCGUGCCCUCUGGGCAUGGAGCUGGGGCCGGACAACCACACCUGUCAGAUCCAGAGCUACUGUGCCAAGCACCUCAAGUGCAGCCAGAAGUGUGACCAAAUCAAGUUCAGCGUGAAGUGCUCCUGCUACGAGGGCUGGGUGCUGGAACCUGAUGGCGAGAGCUGCCGCAGCCUGGACCCCUUCAAGCCCUUCAUCAUCUUCUCCAACCGCCACGAGAUCCGGCGCAUUGACCUUCACAAGGGGGAUUACAGCGUGCUGGUGCCCGGCCUGCGCAACACCAUCGCCCUGGACUUUCACCUCAGCCAGAGUGCCCUCUACUGGACCGACGUGGUGGAGGACAAAAUCUACCGCGGGAAGCUGCUGGACAACGGAGCCCUGACCAGUUUUGAGGUGGUGAUUCAGUAUGGCCUCGCCACCCCCGAGGGCCUGGCUGUAGACUGGAUCGCAGGCAACAUCUACUGGGUGGAGAGUAACCUGGACCAAAUUGAGGUGGCCAAGCUAGAUGGGACCCUCCGCACCACCCUGCUGGCUGGUGACAUAGAGCAUCCCAGGGCGAUUGCUCUGGAUCCCCGAGAUGGGAUCCUGUUUUGGACAGACUGGGAUGCCAGCCUGCCCCGCAUCGAGGCAGCAUCCAUGAGUGGGGCCGGGCGCCGCACCAUCCACCGAGAGACAGGCUCGGGGGGCUGGCCUAACGGGCUCACUGUGGAUUACCUGGAGAAGCGCAUCCUCUGGAUUGAUGCCAGGUCAGAUGCCAUUUACUCAGCCCGUUACGACGGCUCCGGCCACAUGGAGGUGCUUCGGGGACACGAGUUCCUGUCGCACCCGUUUGCAGUGACGCUGUAUGGGGGGGAGGUGUACUGGACUGACUGGAGAACCAACACCCUGGCCAAGGCCAACAAGUGGACGGGCCACAACGUCACCGUGGUUCAGAGGACCAACACACAGCCCUUCGACCUGCAGGUGUACCAUCCCUCCCGGCAGCCCAUGGCUCCCAACCCCUGUGAGGCCAACGGGGGCCGGGGGCCCUGCUCCCACCUGUGUCUCAUCAACUACAACCGGACUGUGUCCUGUGCCUGUCCUCACCUCAUGAAGCUUCGCCCUGACAACACUACCUGCUAUGAGUUCAAGAAGUUCCUGCUGUAUGCGCGGCAGAUGGAGAUCCGGGGCGUGGACCUGGAUGCCCCCUAUUACAAUUACAUCAUCUCCUUCACGGUGCCUGACAUCGACAACGUCACGGUGCUGGACUACGACGCCCGCGAGCAGCGCGUGUACUGGUCAGACGUGCGCACGCAGGCCAUCAAACGGGCCUUCAUCAACGGCACAGGAGUGGAGACAGUCGUCUCUGCAGAUUUGCCCAAUGCCCAUGGGCUGGCUGUGGACUGGGUGUCCCGGAACCUGUUCUGGACAAGCUAUGACACCAACAAGAAACAGAUCAACGUGGCCCGGCUGGAUGGCUCCUUCAAGAACGCGGUGGUGCAGGGUCUGGAGCAGCCGCAUGGCCUGGUAGUGCAUCCCCUGCGUGGGAAGCUCUACUGGACCGAUGGUGACAACAUCAGCAUGGCCAAUAUGGAUGGCAGCAACCGCAGCCUGCUCUUCAGUGGCCAGAUGGGCCCUGUGGGCCUGGCAAUUGACUUCCCAGAGAGCAAACUCUACUGGAUCAGCUCCGGGAACCAUACCAUCAACCGCUGCAACCUGGACGGGAGCGGUCUGGAGGUCAUCGACAGUAUGAGGAGCCAGCUGGGCAAGGCCACAGCUCUGGCCAUUAUGGGGGACAAGCUGUGGUGGGCAGAUCAGGUGUCGGAGAAGAUGGGUACAUGCAACAAGGCGGACGGCUCGGGCUCUGUGGUCCUGCGCAACAGCACCACCCUAGUGAUGCACAUGAAGGUUUACGACGAGAGCGUCCAGCUAGACCAUGAGGGCACCAAUGCCUGCAGCGUCAACAACGGUGACUGCUCCCAGCUCUGCCUGCCCACGUCAGCGUCCACCCGUACCUGUAUGUGCACGGCUGGCUACAGUCUCCGCAGCGGCCAGCAGGCCUGCGAGGGAGUGGGCUCCUUCCUCCUAUACUCUGUGCAUGAGGGAAUCCGAGGGAUCCCCCUGGACCCCAACGACAAGUCAGAUGCUCUCGUCCCUGUGUCGGGAACCUCCUUGGCUGUUGGCAUCGAUUUCCAUGCUGAAAACGACACCAUAUACUGGGUGGACAUGGGCUUGAGCACUAUCAGCCGGGCCAAGCGAGACCAGACAUGGCGUGAAGAUGUGGUGACCAACGGCAUUGGCCGUGUGGAGGGCAUUGCCGUGGACUGGAUCGCAGGCAACAUCUACUGGACAGACCAGGGCUUUGAUGUCAUCGAAGUGGCCCGGCUCAAUGGCUCGUUCCGCUAUGUGGUCAUCUCCCAGGGACUGGACAAGCCCCGGGCCAUCACUGUGCACCCAGAGAAAGGAUACUUGUUCUGGACUGAGUGGGGCCAGUAUCCACGCAUCGAGCGAUCUCGACUGGAUGGCUCCGAGCGCGCUGUGCUGGUCAACGUCAGCAUCAGCUGGCCCAAUGGCAUCUCGGUGGACUACCAGGACGGGAAGCUGUACUGGUGUGACGCCCGGACAGACAAGAUAGAGCGCAUUGACCUGGAGACGGGUGAGAACCGCGAGGUGGUUCUGUCCAGCAACAACAUGGACAUGUUUUCCGUGUCUGUGUUUGAGGACUUCAUCUACUGGAGUGACAGGACUCAUGCCAAUGGCUCCAUCAAACGUGGGAGCAAAGACAAUGCCACGGACUCUGUGCCGCUACGAACAGGCAUCGGUGUCCAGCUCAAGGACAUCAAAGUCUUCAACCGGGACCGGCAAAAAGGUACCAACGUCUGUGCAGUGAACAACGGGGGCUGCCAGCAGCUGUGCCUAUAUAGGGGCGGCGGGCAGCGCGCCUGUGCCUGCGCCCAUGGGAUGCUGGCAGAAGAUGGCACAUCAUGCCGCGAGUACGCAGGUUACCUGCUCUACUCAGAGCGCACCAUCCUCAAGAGUAUCCACCUGUCGGAUGAGCGCAACCUCAAUGCACCCGUGCAGCCCUUCGAGGACUCUGAGCACAUGAAGAACGUCAUCGCUCUGGCCUUUGACUACCGGGCUGGCACAUCCCCGGGCACCCCCAAUCGCAUUUUCUUCAGCGACAUUCACUUUGGGAACAUCCAACAGAUCAAUGACGAUGGCUCUGGGAGAACCACCAUUGUGGAGAAUGUGGGCUCCGUGGAAGGCCUGGCCUAUCACCGAGCCUGGGACACGCUCUAUUGGACCAGCUAUACCACAUCCACCAUUACCCGCCACACAGUGGACCAGAGCCGCCCUGGAGCCUUCGAGCGUGAGACAGUCAUCACCAUGUCUGGAGACGACCAUCCGAGGGCCUUUGUGCUAGACGAGUGCCAAAACUUGAUGUUCUGGACCAACUGGAAUGAGCUUCACCCGAGCAUCAUGCGGGCAGCCCUGUCAGGAGCCAAUGUCCUGACUCUCAUUGAGAAAGACAUCCGCACUCCCAAUGGCCUGGCCAUUGACCACCGAGCAGAGAAACUCUACUUCUCCGAUGCCACCCUGGACAAGAUCGAGCGGUGCGAAUAUGACGGAUCCCACCGCUAUGUGAUCCUGAAGUCAGAGCCAGUGCACCCCUUUGGGCUGGCCGUGUAUGGGGAGCACAUCUUCUGGACAGACUGGGUACGGCGGGCAGUGCAGCGUGCCAACAAGUAUGUGGGCAGCGACAUGAAGCUACUGAGAGUGGACAUCCCCCAGCAACCCAUGGGCAUCAUUGCCGUGGCCAACGACACCAAUAGUUGUGAGCUCUCCCCAUGCCGUAUCAACAAUGGGGGCUGCCAGGACCUGUGUCUGCUCACACACCAAGGCCAUGUCAACUGCUCCUGCCGUGGAGGCCGCAUCCUGCAGGAGGACUUCACCUGCCAGGCCGUGAAUUCCUCUUGCCGGGCGCAAGAUGAGUUUGAGUGUGCAAAUGGUGAGUGCAUCAACUUCAGCCUGACGUGUGACGGCGUCUCCCACUGCAAGGACAAGUCUGAUGAGAAGCCGUCCUACUGCAAUUCACGCCGCUGCAAGAAGACUUUCCGCCAGUGCAGCAAUGGGCGCUGUGUGUCCAACCUACUGUGGUGUAACGGAGCUGAUGACUGUGGUGACGGCUCUGAUGAGAUUCCCUGCAACAAGAAGGCCUGCAGUGUGGGCGAGUUCCGCUGCCGGGACGGCUCCUGCAUCAGCAAGUCCAGCCGCUGCAACCAGCUAGUGGACUGUGAAGAUGCCUCGGAUGAGAUGAACUGCAGUGCCACUGACUGCAGCAGCUACUUCCGGCUUGGGGUCAAGGGCAUCCGCUUCCAGCCCUGCGAGCGGACAUCCCUCUGCUAUGCACCCAGCUGGGUGUGUGACGGGGCCAACGACUGUGGGGACUACAGUGAUGAGCGUGACUGCCCAGGUGUAAAGCGACCCAGGUGCCCCCUGAAUUACUUUGCCUGUCCCAGUGGGCGCUGCAUCCCCAUGAGCUGGACGUGUGACAAGGAGGAUGACUGUGAGCACGGAGAAGAUGAGACCCACUGCAAUAAGUUCUGCUCUGAGGCCCAGUUUGAGUGCCAGAACCAUCGCUGCAUCUCCAAGCAGUGGCUGUGUGACGGCAGCGACGACUGCGGAGAUGGCUCGGAUGAGGCUGCUCACUGUGAAGGAAAAACGUGCGGCCCCUCCUCCUUUUCCUGCCCUGGCACCCACGUGUGUGUCCCUGAGCGCUGGCUCUGCGACGGUGACAAGGACUGCGCAGACGGUGCUGAUGAGAGUGUCACUGCAGGCUGCUUGUACAACAGCACAUGUGACGAGCGGGAGUUUAUGUGCCAGAACCGCCAGUGCAUCCCCAAGCACUUCGUGUGCGACCACGACCGGGACUGCGCAGACGGCUCUGACGAGUCCCCCGAGUGUGAGUACCCGACCUGCGGCCCCACCGAGUUCCGCUGCGCCAACGGGCGCUGCCUGAGCUCCCGCCAGUGGGAAUGUGACGGGGAGAAUGACUGCCACGACCAGAGCGACGAGGCACCCAAGAACCCGCACUGCACCAGCCCAGAGCACAAGUGCAACGCCUCCUCGCAGUUCCUGUGUGGCAGUGGGCGCUGCGUGGCGGAGGCUCUGCUGUGUAACGGCCAGGACGACUGCGGGGAUGGCUCCGACGAGCGCGGCUGCCAUGUCAACGAGUGUCUCAGCCGCAAGCUCAGCGGCUGCAGCCAGGACUGCGAGGACCUCAAGAUUGGCUUCAAGUGCCGCUGCCGUCCUGGCUUCCGCUUGAAGGACGAUGGCCGAACGUGCGCAGAUGUGGACGAGUGCAGCACCACCUUCCCCUGCAGCCAGCGCUGCAUCAACACUCAUGGCAGCUACAAAUGUCUGUGUGUGGAAGGCUACGCCCCGCGGGGUGGGGACCCCCACAGCUGCAAGGCUGUGAUGGACGAGGAGCCAUUUCUGAUUUUUGCCAACCGGUACUACCUACGCAAGCUCAACCUGGAUGGCUCCAACUACACAUUGCUGAAGCAGGGCCUAAACAACGCUGUCGCCUUGGAUUUUGACUACCGAGAGCAGAUGAUUUACUGGACUGACGUAACAACCCAAGGCAGCAUGAUCCGUAGGAUGCAUCUUAAUGGGAGCAAUGUGCAGGUGCUGCACCGGACAGGCCUCAGCAACCCAGAUGGACUGGCUGUGGACUGGGUGGGCGGCAACCUGUAUUGGUGCGACAAAGGCCGUGACACCAUCGAAGUGUCCAAGCUCAAUGGGGCCUAUCGGACUGUGCUGGUCAGCUCUGGCCUCCGAGAGCCCCGGGCGCUGGUAGUGGAUGUGCAGAAUGGGUACCUGUACUGGACCGAUUGGGGUGACCACUCACUUAUUGGCCGAAUUGGCAUGGACGGGUCUGGCCGCAGCGUCAUUGUGGACACCAAGAUCACGUGGCCUAAUGGGCUGACAUUGGAUUAUGUCACUGAGCGCAUCUACUGGGCCGAUGCUCGAGAAGACUACAUUGAAUUUGCCAGCCUAGAUGGUUCCAACCGCCAUAUUGUGCUAAGCCAGGACAUACCACACAUCUUCGCACUGACCCUGUUUGAAGACUACGUCUACUGGACCGACUGGGAGACAAAGUCCAUCAAUAGAGCCCACAAGACCACGGGUGCCAACAAAACCCUCCUCAUCAGCACACUGCAUCGGCCCAUGGACCUCCAUGUCUUCCACGCCCUGCGACAGCCAGACGUGCCCAACCACCCGUGCAAGGUCAAUAACGGGGGCUGCAGCAACCUGUGCCUGCUGUCUCCUGGGGGCGGCCAUAGGUGUGCCUGUCCCACCAACUUCUACCUGGGCGGCGAUGGGCGCACCUGUGUAUCCAACUGCACUGCCAGCCAGUUUGUGUGCAAGAACGACAAAUGCAUCCCCUUCUGGUGGAAGUGUGACACGGAGGAUGACUGUGGGGACCGCUCAGAUGAGCCCUCGGACUGUCCCGAGUUCAAGUGCAGGCCUGGACAAUUCCAGUGCUCCACUGGCAUCUGCACGAACCCCGCUUUCAUCUGUGAUGGAGACAAUGACUGCCAAGACAACAGUGACGAGGCCAACUGCGACAUCCACGUCUGUCUGCCCAGUCAGUUCAAGUGCACCAACACCAACCGCUGUAUUCCUGGCAUCUUCCGUUGCAACGGACAGGACAACUGUGGCGAUGGGGAGGACGAGAGGGACUGUCCUGAGGUGACCUGCGCCCCCAACCAGUUCCAGUGCUCCAUCACCAAGCGCUGUAUCCCCAGAGUCUGGGUGUGUGACCGAGACAAUGACUGCGUGGACGGCAGCGAUGAGCCUGCCAACUGCACCCAGAUGACCUGUGGCGUGGACGAGUUCCGCUGCAAGGACUCGGGCCGUUGCAUCCCUGCGCGCUGGAAGUGUGACGGGGAGGAUGACUGUGGAGAUGGCUCAGAUGAGCCCAAGGAAGAGUGUGAUGAGCGGACCUGUGAACCCUACCAGUUUCGCUGUAAAAACAACCGCUGUGUGCCGGGCCGCUGGCAGUGUGACUAUGACAAUGACUGUGGGGACAAUUCCGACGAGGAGAGCUGCACACCUCGACCCUGCUCUGAGAGCGAGUUCUCCUGUGCCAAUGGCCGCUGCAUCGCGGGACGCUGGAAGUGUGAUGGGGACCAUGACUGCGCAGACGGAUCUGAUGAGAAAGACUGUACACCCCGCUGUGACAUCGACCAGUUCCAGUGCAAGAGUUCCCAUUGCAUCCCCUUGCGCUGGCGCUGUGACGCCGAUGCCGACUGUAUGGAUGGCAGCGACGAGGAAGCCUGUGGCACUGGGGUGAGGACCUGCCCCCUGGAUGAAUUCCAGUGCAACAACACCUUGUGCAAGCCACUGGCAUGGAAGUGCGAUGGCGAGGACGACUGUGGGGACAACUCAGAUGAGAACCCGGAGGAGUGUGCCCGGUUUGUGUGCCCACCCAACCGGCCCUUCCGGUGCAAGAAUGACCGUGUCUGCCUGUGGAUCGGCCGCCAAUGUGACGGAACGGACAAUUGCGGGGAUGGGACUGAUGAAGAAGACUGUGAGUCCCCCACGGCCCAAGCUGCCCACUGCAAGGACAAGAAGGAGUUUCUGUGCCGGAACCAGCGCUGCCUCUCCUCCUCCCUGCGCUGCAACAUGUUUGAUGACUGUGGGGACGGGUCCGAUGAGGAAGACUGCAGCAUUGACCCCAAGCUGACCAGCUGCGCCACCAACGCCAGCAUCUGUGGGGAUGAGGCGCGCUGCGUCCGCACAGAGAAAGCCGCCUACUGCGCCUGCCGCUCUGGCUUCCACACCGUGCCUGGCCAGCCCGGAUGCCAGGACAUCAAUGAGUGCCUGAACUUCGGAACCUGCUCACAGCUCUGCAAUAACACCAAAGGCGGCCACCUCUGCAGCUGUGCUCGGAACUUCAUGAAGACGCAUAAUACCUGCAAGGCUGAAGGCUCUGAGUACCAGGUCCUGUACAUCGCUGAUGACAAUGAGAUCCGCAGCCUGUUCCCCAGCCAUCCACAUUCGGCUUAUGAGCAGGCCUUCCAGGGUGAUGAGAGUGUUCGCAUUGAUGCUAUGGAUGUCCACGUCAAGGCAGGCCGGGUCUAUUGGACCAACUGGCACACGGGCACCAUCUCCUACCACAGCCUGCCACCUGCCGCUCCUCCCACCACUUCUAAUCGCCACCGGCGGCAGAUUGACCGAGGUGUCACCCACCUCAAUAUUUCAGGACUGAAGAUGCCCAGGGGCAUCGCCAUCGACUGGGUGGCCGGGAACGUGUACUGGACUGACUCAGGCCGAGACGUGAUUGAGGUGGCCCAGAUGAAGGGCGAGAAUCGCAAGACCCUCAUCUCGGGCAUGAUCGACGAGCCCCAUGCCAUCGUGGUGGACCCACUGAGGGGCACCAUGUACUGGUCAGACUGGGGGAACCAUCCCAAGAUUGAAACGGCCGCGAUGGAUGGGACCCUAAGGGAGACUCUGGUGCAAGAGAACAUCCAGUGGCCCACAGGACUGGCUGUUGAUUAUUACAAUGAACGGCUCUACUGGGCAGAUGCCAAGCUCUCGGUCAUCGGCAGCAUCCGGUUCAAUGGCACAGACCCCAUCGUGGCUGCUGACAGCAAACGAGGCCUGACUCACCCCUUCAGCAUCGAUGUCUUUGAGGACUACAUCUAUGGCGUCACCUACAGCAAUAAUCGUGUCUUCAAGAUCUCAAAGUUUGGACAGAGCCCCUUGAUCAACCUGACAGGUGGCCUGAGCCAUGCCUCUGACGUGGUGCUAUACCACCAGCACAAACAGCCUGAAGUGACCAACCCCUGUGAUCGCAAGAAGUGUGAGUGGCUCUGCCUGCUGAGCCCCAGCGGGCCCGUCUGCACCUGUCCCAAUGGCAAGCGGCUGGACAAUGGUACCUGCGUGGCUGUGCCUUCACCAACACCCCCACCUGAUGCGCCUCAGCCUGGAACCUGUAACCUGCAAUGCUUCAAUGGCGGCAGCUGCUUCUUCAAUGCCCGCAGGCAGCCCAAGUGCCGCUGCCAGCCCCGCUACACCGGUGACAAGUGUGAACUGGACCAGUGCUGGGAGUACUGUCGCAACGGGGGCACCUGUGCUGCCUCCCCCUCUGGCAUGCCCACAUGCCGGUGCCCCACAGGCUUCACGGGCCCUAGAUGCACCCAGCAGGUGUGUGCGGGCUACUGCGCCAACAACAGUACCUGCACUGUCAACCAGGGCAACCAGCCCCAGUGCCGCUGCCUUUCGGGUUUCCUGGGUGAUCGCUGCCAGUUCCGACAAUGCUCAGGCUACUGUGAGAACUUCGGCACGUGCCAGAUGAUGCCUGGUGGUCCCCGCCAGUGCCGCUGCACCGCCUACUUCGAGGGCCCACGUUGUGAGAUUAAUAAAUGUAACCGCUGUCUGGAAGGCAGCUGCUCAGUCAACAAGCAGAAUGGAGAUGUCACCUGCAACUGCUCUGAUGGCCGAAUGGCCCCAAGCUGCCUGACCUGCGAGGGCCAUUGUAGCAAUGGUGGAUCCUGCUCCAUGGACAGCAAGAUGAUGCCCAAGUGCCAGUGCCCUCCACACACGACCGGACCCCAGUGUGAAGAGCUUGUGGUCAGCCAAGAGCAGCCUGCACACAUGGUCUCCAUCCUGAUCCCUCUGCUCUUGCUGCUGCUGCUGAUCCUGGUGGCUGGCGUGGUGUUCUGGUACAAGCGACGGGUCCGGGGGGCUAAGGGUUUCCAGCAUCAGCGGAUGACCAAUGGAGCCAUGAAUGUGGAGAUUGGGAACCCCACCUACAAGAUGUACGAAGGCGGGGAGCCUGAUGACGUGGGGGGCCUCCUGGACGCCGAUUUUGCCCUGGACCCUGACAAGCCCACCAACUUCACCAACCCCGUGUACGCCACUCUGUACAUGGGUGGCCACGGCAGCCGUCACUCCCUGGCCAGCACGGAUGAGAAGAGAGAACUGCUGGGCCGGGGUCCUGAGGACGAGAUAGGGGACCCCUUGGCAUAGGGUUCUGCCUCCCUCGGACUUCCCCAGAGCACCUCCUGACCCCUGCCAGAGAAUUCUUCCAAUGAGCCCCCUCCUGCCAGCCAGCCCUUCCCUGGCCUGGCCGGGGUGUAUAAAUGUAAAAAUGAAGGAAUUACUUUUUAUAUGUGAGUGAGCAAGUGAGCAAGCGAGCACAGUAUUAUCUCUUUCCGUUCUCCUCCUUCCUGCCUGCUCCUCAGCAAUCCCCACCCCCCAAUGCUGCCUUCAGGGAGGGGGCUUUGGGAGGGAGGGUUCCUGCUUACAGUUCUGAGGGAGCCCCAAGGAGCACCUUCCCACUGAAUCGCACCCCACUGGGAGAGCUGGUGGUGCACCCUCUCCCUGUAUGAGACACUUUGUCAAGGCUCUCCCCUCCCGCUCCCCCACACCCAGCUCCCCAAGGGCUGGUUCCAGGGAGGGAGAGGACCUCUGCCUCCCCAGAAGCUCUGACUUUGGCUGAGGGCAGGAAGGAAAGAUGGCAUUUUUUAGUUCUUCUUGGGGGGGGCCGCCCCAGCCUCCCUCGAAGGGCACCUCUGAGAUGGCCACGCUCUACUCGUCCCAGACAGGCCCUUCACUCUCCAGUACCCCCUGCCGAGGCUCCCAGGGCUGGGGACUAUCUUUGGUCCCCCAGCCCCCCAAGCCUUCCCUCCCUGGGGAUGAGGAGGUGGGGCAUGCCAAGAAAGGGCAAGCGAGCAGCCCCGUUUUGGGACACGAACGUUUUAAUAAUUUUUGCUGAAUUCCUUUACAACUAAAUAACACAGAUAUUGUUAUAAAUAAAAUUGUAAAAAAAAAAAAAAAAAAAA
Messenger RNA from Suncus etruscus (white-toothed pygmy shrew), 14554 nucleotides. It is a transcript of the gene LRP1, whose product is annotated as LDL receptor related protein 1. Bases 105 to 13739 code for a protein of 4544 amino acids. Gene Ontology annotation, molecular function: protein binding; calcium ion binding. The transcript has 89 exons. Lineage: Eukaryota; Metazoa; Chordata; Mammalia; Eulipotyphla; Soricidae. The record is from RefSeq and is a predicted model, not a curated record.